Arachis duranensis is the source of this 1144-nucleotide messenger RNA. Its product is annotated as heavy metal-associated isoprenylated plant protein 7. The record is from RefSeq and is a predicted model, not a curated record. Lineage: Eukaryota; Viridiplantae; Streptophyta; Magnoliopsida; Fabales; Fabaceae. Gene Ontology annotation, molecular function: metal ion binding.
ACAAAACACUCUUCAUAAAAAGAACAAAAACAGAGAAUAAAAUAUUAAAAUUACAGCACAAACAAAUAUUAAUAGCAACCUCCACUUCGCUUAUCCCACCCUUCACACACAAUUCCAACCUGAAAUCAAGAACAACAGCUAAUACAAAUGGGAGAGGAAGAAAAUAAAUUAGAGAAAACAAGAGCAGCGGAAAAAGAGCAGCCAAUAGAACCAAAAAAGGCAGAAACAACUGUAGUAGAAGAUAAAGGAGUAGAAAAAUUGAUGGAAGAACCAAAAUCCGAAGCCGUAGUUCUACCUGAAAUUGUGCUAAGAGUGUUCAUGCAUUGUGAAGGUUGUGCCCGCAAGGUUCGUCGUUCACUGAAGGACUUUCCAGAUUAUAACUGUUGUUCUGAAAGUUCACAUGCACUGCCAAGCUUGUUCACAAGAAAUCAAGCGACGAAUACUCAAAAUGAAGGGAGUGGAAUCAGCUGAAGCAAAUCUAAAGAAUUCAUUAGUUAGUGUAAAAGGCGCCAUUAACGCUUCGAAGCUUGUUGACUACGUGUACAAGAGAACAGCAAGACAUGCAGUAAUAAUAAAGGUAGAACCACAGGAAACAUCAAAGAUUCAAGAAGAGAAACCAACAAAUUCAGAAGAAGAAAGAGCAAAAUUAAAGGAAGAAGAAAAGUCACAACAAGAACAAGUUGAUAGCACUGAAAAUAACAAGAAAGAAGAAGAAAAGAAGAAUAAAAAAGAAGAGAAAGUAGCUGAAGAAGAAAUAAAACAAGAAGAGAAAGAAAAAGAGGAUAAUAAUAAUAAUAAUAAUAAUAAUAAUAAUAAUAAUAAUAAUAGUAGCAAAGAAAAAGAGAUUAGUUUGACUAAAAAUGAAUAUUACUAUUACCCACCAAGACAUGGAAUGGAGUUGUAUGCAUAUGCCUACAAUUAUAAUCUUCCACCACCUCCACCUAUUUCUCUUCUUAAUAAUGCACACCCUCUUUAUUAUCAAAACUAUCCUCCUCAGAUGUUUAGUGAUGAAAAUCCAGAUACAUGUAAUGUUAUGUAAAAAGUGAAUGAAUUAAGGGGUAUUAUGGAAUUUUUACCGAAAAUUCUAACAUUUAAGAUAGUUGUAUCUUUUCUUCUUUAUUUGUUCAGUUAUUAUUGUAAUAUU